AGUCAUUCCGCGUGUAGAUAUAACAUAUGGCGUACUCUGACUUCCUUUCCCAUUGUGGGUCUCCUAGUGGCAUCCUAUAACGUUGAUUCGUAAUUCAAUCACAGCGUUAAAAUGUCAGGAGGUUUAGAUGUAUUAGCCCUCAAAGAGGACGAUGUUACCAAGAUGUUGGCUGCUGGUACCCACUUGGGUGCUGAAAAUGUCAACUUUCAAAUGGAACAGUACGUCUACAAGAAGAGAGUCGAUGGUGCUGGUGUAAAUGUUAUCAAUCUGCGUCACACCUGGGAGAAGCUGCUGCUUGCUGCUCGUGCCAUUGUCGCCAUCGAGCAUCCUAGUGAGGUUUUCGUUAUCAGUUGCCGUCAUUCGGGUCAAAGAGCUGUGCUGAAGUUCGCAGCCCACACUGGCGCUACUCCCAUCGCUGGACGGUUCACUCCUGGUGCAUUCACCAAUCAGAUUCAGGCUGCUUUCCGAGAACCACGUCUGCUGAUCGUCACGGAUCCAUCCACGGAUCAUCAGCCUAUCACCGAGGCCAGUUAUGUGAAUAUCCCGGUUAUUGCUUUCUGCAACACGGAUUCGCCGCUGCGUUUUGUGGACAUCGCAAUCCCGUGCAACACUAAGAGCUUACACACCGUUGGUCUGAUGUGGUGGCUACUCGCUAGAGAGGUGCUUCGCUUGAGAGGAUCUAUCCCGCGUGAGACCAAGUGGGAUGUUGUGGUCGAUCUCUUCUUCUACAGAGAUCCUGAAGAGGCAGAGAAGGAGGAACAAGCCGCGAAGGAGAUCGCGCCGGCGAAGGAGUUCACGGGCCCUGUGGAGACUGCUCCUGCUCCGGAGCCUGGCUGGGUGAACGAGGUCGAAUCGACCACCGUAGCCACCGAGAACUGGGCUGACGAGGUACCUCCAGCGGCCGCUGCCAUUCCCCCAGCAGCUGGUGCUGCACCGGCAUUCCAACCAAGCGGCGACUGGGCCGCGCAGCCUCCAGAGGAGUGGUCGACACCUGUGGCUACUGCUGCUACUCAAAGUUGGGGAGGUGCGACUAGCGAAAAAUGGUAAUCACGCUUGCCGACAUCUUGAAAACAAUGCAUACUUUGUACUUGUCUGCAACAGGACCUUUUGAAAGGAA
Nylanderia fulva is the source of this 1117-nucleotide messenger RNA. NCBI's taxonomy places the organism in Eukaryota, Metazoa, Arthropoda, Insecta, Hymenoptera, Formicidae. The record is from RefSeq and is a predicted model, not a curated record.